Messenger RNA from Callorhinchus milii (elephant shark), 1512 nucleotides. Its product is annotated as protein ADP-ribosylarginine hydrolase-like. The record is from RefSeq and is a predicted model, not a curated record. The transcript has 8 exons. Lineage: Eukaryota; Metazoa; Chordata; Chondrichthyes; Chimaeriformes; Callorhinchidae. Gene Ontology annotation, molecular function: ADP-ribosylarginine-[protein] hydrolase activity; magnesium ion binding. Gene Ontology annotation, biological process: protein de-ADP-ribosylation. Bases 113 to 1177 code for a protein of 354 amino acids.
AGAGAGAGAGAGUGAGACUGAGAGAGAGAGUGAGACUGAGAGAGACUGAAAUUUUUCCAGUUUCUAUGACCUGAAAUUUUUUCUUCAAUUGUGGAAAAUUUUGAAUACCGAGAUGGAGAGUGUUUCAAGGGAGGUUUACGAGGCAGCCAUGCUGCUGAGCGCGGUUGGAGAUGCGUUGGGCUAUCGGAACGAACAGUGGGAAUACUGCGAGAGCGGGGAGCAGAUUCAUUCCGAGCUGGAGGGGCUGGGGGGCCUGGGCAACAUUCACGUCUGUCUGCCACACUGGCCUGUCAGUGACGACACUGUACUACACCUCGCCAGCGCUCAGGCUCUCAACACUGGGAAAGAUGGAGAUGCACUGCUGCAUGAGUUUGCUGCUCAAUAUGUUGAAGCCAUGAAGGACAUGAAGGGCAGGAAGCCAGGUCCCACCAGCAUCCUUGGAACUUCACAGCUGAGACCCGGAGAGCCGUUGGGUUUCCAGAUUCCCUUUAACCCGAAAGGAGUUGGAUGUGGUGCAGCAAUGAGAUCGAUGUGUAUCGGUCUGAGGUAUCCACGCCCGGAGCAACUCCCACACCUGGUGAGGGUCAGUAUAGAUUCCGGCCGAAUGACACACAACCACCCAACAGGUUACCUGGGGGCUUUGGCCUCUGCUCUCUUCACCUCCUACGCUGUACAGGGGCGUCCGUUGUGGGAGUGGGGUAUCAGCUUGCUCCAAACGCUCCCCCUCGCUCUGGACUACGUCACCAGCUCCAGGAGAGAUGUCCCGGAAAACCUUGCCGCCUGGAAUUACUUCCCAGAAAAGUGGGAAUGGUAUUUGAAGCAGCGGGGGCUGGAGGCGGGAUCUGGGGGGCCGCGGUUCCCCCCGGUGUUCGGCCCCCCCGAGCGGGACGUGGAGUACAGGACAUUCUCGCUGGACGGGUGGGCGGGACGAAGUGGCCACGAUGCUCCCAUGAUAGCGUACGACGCACUGCUGGGGGCGGGCGCAUCCUGGGAGGAGCUGUGCUCGCGAGCGGCCUUCCACGGAGGUGACAGUGACUCCACAGCUGUUAUCGCCGGCUGCUGUUGGGGGGCGAUGUAUGGACUGUCCUCGGUCCCCGAAAUAAACCACAAGUCACUGGAAUACCGGGAUCGCUUGGUGCAGGCAGCAAGACAGCUCCACCAGUCCGCCUGGGAAUAGUACCCUCACCCCACCCCAACCAUUCCCUCCCCUCUGCUUUUGUAAUAGAUACAGUGAAAUCGAUAUUACCCGAUCUUUCUGGGAAACCCACAGCCAUUCUUUUCACGCUGCUGCCCAAGUUUCCAUUUUGUUUCCCCGAUCUAUAACGCUCCAUGCAGCUUAUUGCUAAGUGGCCUCUGUCACAACAUUUCCCCUUUCGCGGUACCUGAUGGAGCCGUAUUUGUUCAGUUAAUUGACCAACACUGAUAGUAGGCAUGUCACGUCUCCUAAUUGGUGUUCAGAGGAUUACACAGCACAGAAGGAGGCCAUUCGGCCCAUCAUGUCUGUGCCGGUUC